UAUCGAUUUUUGAUUUUGGCUUGGUGGGAAAUUUGCCCGCCCUUCCCUUCCAUUCCAUCCCUUCUAGUCAAAACAACAUUUUGCCCUAGCCCUUUUUGAGACUUUGCAGCGCUUCGUCACUCCAACAAUGUCAUCCCCCUUCUCUACGGUGGCUUACAAAUUUCUUCCGUGUUUCUUCUCUAUCGGACUGACGGAUAAUCCCGCUCUCACUGCCUUUCAGGUUCACCAUGUUAACUCAGUGAUUUGUCACCAGAAUUUGAAGCCAAUUAGUGAAACAUUCAGGCUUAUGAUAACUUUAUGCGUCAAAAUCAAGGAUUUUGAUGGUGCAUAUGGAAUGCUUAAUGAUUUGGAGAAAAUGAAUUUGAAGCCAACAGCUAACAUGUACAAUGCCAUACUGAGAGGGUACUUCAGAGAGUUUCAGGACCACUAAAUCAUGAGCGAGGAACGAAACCUGGGAGGGAACAUAUUCAUCCUCUUAUGGUUUCAAGUAGAGCCAACUUGUCUAAAUUAUCGGGUUUAGUAGUGGAUAAGACUUCAUCCUCCGAAGAUCUGCAUGAGAGAUCUAGCCCUUCAUGGCCAAAAACAGCAAAUAAUGGAAGGAGAUUUGCAAGAUCAGUUAAUGAAGUGGAGUUGACAAGAAAGCAGGAUAGAAAGCAUUACACACGAAGAGUGCCAUUUUCUCACCCAUGAGAUGAUGAAUGAGCCUGCACUAAAGAGCAGAGUCUGGUGAGUUUGAUUUAUUUAUUUAUUUUCAAUUAAAUGUUUUGAUUUAGAACAUUGUAUACUUCAAUUUGUUCCAAUUUUUUUUUUUUAGGUUUCCCAAAGAAAAAGAAAAUUCAUUAAAUUGAUUUUUUACUUUUUUUUACCCCCUCAAUAUAUAUAAUUUGUAUUUUCAUUUUUUAAUCAUGCUUGUAUAAACUUACAAAUAGACAUUCAUAUGAUACAUAUAAUUAUUAGCGUUGGGCAUUUCACAUCUAUUUACAGCAUGGUUAUCUGAUGGCUGAACAUGUUUCGUUAUUUUCUUGUGAUUACAUGCCUAUGAUAUUAACAAUGCUAUUUGCAGUUCUGGUAAUUAAUAUAUUUUCUAUUCAUAUUUUGUUCAUUAUUUCUCUUGGUCUAGUAAACAUAUAAAAAGCUGAGGUUCCUAGAUUCCAUGAAUUUCUUGUUUAUUUUGAUAAUUACAUGAACAUAGUAGUGGAUGUUUUGUAGAAUGGAAUUUAUUAUUAAAGUAAGGCAAAAGAAAGUGUUUUUGGCUCUUUUUAUGGAGAGCCAAAGAACACUCUCUUUCGACUUUCUAAAAGAAUUGCAUUGCUUCUUAAGUACUCUUCCUCUGGAAAUGAAUACAUACCUCAAACAAAGGGUGUACUGGAGAUUCUUUAACUUAUGAAUAUUUUAUUUUGGCAAGUGAUUUUCUUGGAUGUUGAUAUAAAAUGUUGUUUGGCAUGCUUAAUCUUAUAGAUUAAAUUCUAUAAUGGGCAUAAUGGAGAUCUGCCCUUAAAAUUGUAUUUGAAAAUGACAUUAUUUAUUAUUUAGUGUCUUGUCUCUAGAGAAGAUGAUCGUCUAUGAGGUGUAUUACUCUCUUACCUUCUUCUUUGUUUUUUUUCCCCCCUGAUUUUGCACUGCUAUCAUUCCAACUAUAAUUAGGCCAUUCAAAGUCAAUGAGGCUUAUAAACAAUUUUGCAUAUAGAAAAGUGGGAAAUGACCACAGCAUUAUAUCAUUUCUAAGGCUUCUUUUAAGUUAUUAUGGAGGUUUGAGCUCCAUUAAAUACUUACCCUGUUCCGUAAUGCAAGUGUGCAGGUAUGCAGAGUGUUUCGUCAAACCUCAUAAUUUUUCCAGGUGCACCUUUUGGAUAAUGGUGGUUUAGGAUUGAUGGGUAGAGAAAGGCUUUUGGAUAAUUAAGUGAUAGUCUUAUAGCUUUUCACAUUGUCUUUAUAUAUAUAUAUAUAUAUAUAUAUAGUCUUAUAGCUUUUCACAUUGUCUUUAUAUAUAUAUAUAUAUAUAUUAUAUUAGUUUGAAUUUCAAUUUUUUAUGUCACUUCUUUAUUUCCCAUUAGUUCUUUUUUUGUAAUGUCAAUAGUAAUUAGCAUUUUUUCAUGUUUGGGUUUAGAGGGUUUUUCAUAAGAUAGGUGGAAUUCUAAAUUUAAGGUUUUAGUUUUCAUAAUGUAUAUUCAUUUAGUUUAGACACUGUAACAUAGUUGGAGUUUUUUUAGUUAUCUUAUUAUUGUUAGCCAAUUGUUAUACUAGGUUGGUUUCAUUUAAUUUAAGUUAUUAUUUUUUUAGAUUAAAAAAUAUAAGGAUGAUGCUCAAGUUCGAUGUAAUGGAGUACAUGUGGUUAAAAUUAUUGCAAUUACAAGUUCAAUGCAACAUUUGCGUCCAUGGUUCCACCUACAUUUCUUCUUGCCACUGCCAUCUGUACUGUUUACUACAUUUGUUUAUAGAUUUUAUUAUCUAUAUUUGUACACAUUUAAUCAUUUUAUUAAGUAACAACAAUUAUUUCGAUGGAAAGUCAAUUAUAGUUUUUAUAAAUAUUA
Molecule: messenger RNA, 2531 nt
Organism: Ziziphus jujuba (common jujube)
Lineage: Eukaryota; Viridiplantae; Streptophyta; Magnoliopsida; Rosales; Rhamnaceae
Product: pentatricopeptide repeat-containing protein At4g21880, mitochondrial
Exons: 4
Coding region: 128-430 (100 amino acids)
Molecular function (GO): protein binding
Source: RefSeq, a predicted model, not a curated record